AUGGCAGCUUCCUGCUGCACCCUCAAUCGGACCUGGCACUGUGGAUUCUGGGCCUCCUGCUCCGAGCUGCUGCUCCAGACACCUGCCAGCAGCCAGGGGUCGCUGGUGGUGCCAAAUGACCAGUGUUCUGACCAUCAAGAAGCUCACUGCUUAAUUCCUGGCAUAUUCCAAGAUGUUUCCCAUUACAAGAAGCAUGUGGCUGCAUCUGGUAUACCAGGUUCCCAUCACGGGAAGCACCAGGCUGCAUCUGGUAUACGGGUUCCCAUUACAGGAAGCACGUGUCUGUGUCUGGCUGCAGAUGGUAUACGGGGUUCUCAUCACGGAAAGCACGUGGCUGCAUCUGGUAUGCCAGGUUCUCAUCACAGGAAGAAUGUGCCUGUGUCUGGUAUACCGGGUUCCCACCACAGGAAGCACGUGGCUGCAUCUGAUAUACGGGGUUCCUACUGCAUGAAGCACGUGCCCGCGUCUAGUAUACUGGGUUCCCAUCACAGGAAGCACGUGGCCGUGUCUGGCUGCUUCUGGUAUCUGGGGUUCCCAUCAUGGGAAGCACAUGCCUGCAUCUGGUAUACUGGUUUCAUUUAUCUUCGUGCCCUUAUUCUGUACCUAAACCCAUCAUCUAUUUCUUAUGAAUUUUUAUUUUCAUCAAUAUGUACACUUCUAUCAACUUCCUAA
Messenger RNA from Pongo pygmaeus (Bornean orangutan), 672 nucleotides. RefSeq lists its product as uncharacterized. Bases 1 to 672 code for a protein of 223 amino acids. Lineage: Eukaryota; Metazoa; Chordata; Mammalia; Primates; Hominidae. The transcript has 3 exons. The record is from RefSeq and is a predicted model, not a curated record.